Molecule: messenger RNA, 6085 nt
Organism: Lolium rigidum
Lineage: Eukaryota; Viridiplantae; Streptophyta; Magnoliopsida; Poales; Poaceae
Product: formin-like protein 7
Exons: 27
Coding region: 96-5939 (1947 amino acids)
Biological process (GO): proteolysis
Cellular component (GO): cytoplasm
Molecular function (GO): manganese ion binding; metalloaminopeptidase activity
Source: RefSeq, a predicted model, not a curated record
AAUCUUUGGCUGGAGUCCAGCAGCUACUUGGUGGAGUUCGUCCGGGCAGACUCGGUCCCGGGAUUGGGGUGGGGUUCGUUGAUUAGGGCGGCGCCAUGGCGCUGUUCCGGAAGUUCUUCUUCAAGAAGCCGCCCGACGGGGUGCUCCUCAUCACCGACAACAUUUACGUUUUCGAUCAUUGCUUCUCCCUGGAAGCACCGGAAGAGGACCGGUUCGAGGCACACACCAGAGGCAUUGCAACACAUCUUCUGGAAGAUUUUCACGAUCACUCAUUCAUGGUCACGAAUUUCGGGACUCGGACGGAGGAAAGCCAUAUAUACCGCAUUUUAUCCGAGUAUGGUAUGACUGUUCUGGACUACCCAGGCCACUACGAGGGGUGUCCACUCCUCACAAUGGAAAUGGUCCACUGCAUCUUGAAGUCCAGCGAAAGUUGGCUUUCUCUGGGUCAGCAUAACUUGCUGAUAAUGCACUGUGAACAAGGGUGCUGGCCUAUUCUGGCCUUCAUGCUAGCCGCUCUUCUGUUGUACCUGGGGCAUUAUUCGGAUGAGCACAAGACACUGGAGAUGCUCUACAAACAAUCAUCUUUGCAGCUCCUGGAGAUGUUUUCACCUCUAAAUCCAAUGCCUUCUCAAAUGAGAUACUUGCGGUAUAUUUCGAUGAGGAAUGUCAUGCCUGAGUGGCCUCCAGCUGACAGAGCUCUGACAUUGGAUUGUUUGAUUUUGAGGAUGAUUCCAGAUUUCCAUGGUCAAGGCGGGUUCUGUCCGAUAUUAAGGAUAUAUGGCCCAGAUCCACUCAUGCCCCAUGAUCAAUCUCCUAAAGUUCUUUUUUCAACUCCAAAAAGUAGUAACCUCGUCCGUUUUAAUUCACAGGCAGAUGAACUGGUGAAAAUAAACCUUCAAUGUCAUGUCCAAGGUGAUGUUGUCUUAGAGUGUAGCAACAUGUAUGAGGACGUGGAUCGUGAGGAGAUGGUGUUCCGGAUCAUGUUCAAUACAGCUUUCAUCAGGUCAAACAUUUUGAUGCUUAAUCGUGAUGAGAUAGACAUGCUAUGGAAUGCAAAAGAUGAAUUUCCCAAAGACUUUCGAGCCGAGGUUAUCUUUUCUGACAUGGAUGCAACUACUUCGCUUGUUACGACAGAGCCUGUGAGUCAUCAAGAGAAACAAGGACUUGGUAUUGAAGAGUUUGCUAAAGUUCUAGAUAUCUUCAACCAUUUGGAUUGGGUAGAUGUGGAGAUGGAUAUGGAACUGGACUCACCACCGAAAAGGGUCCCAGUCACUUCCCAAGGAAAUAUUGAUGCAUAUUCUGCUGAUGAUCCUGAGACUUUCUUUGAUAGUCAAGAAGAACUUAGCUUUGAUAAUUUAUCUGGUGAAAUCAACUCUUCUGCCCGUGUGCUGAAGCUUCAAAAUCACUUUGCUACGCUUGGUAGCACUGAGCGUAAACAAGCCCCCCUACAUUCAAGUCUAAAGGAAGUUCCAUCGGAACCGCAUACAGUAGCACCAUCUAAGGUUACGAUUCCAAAGGCUAGUGCUUCAUCAAUAGCACCGUCUUCUGGUACAGUUAUACCCCAACCUGCACCUUCACCAGGUCAGCCACGGCGAUUGACAUCUGAUUCUGCAGUGCAAUUUUCAUCCAAUGCAUCAGAUGAGAAGUCUAGUUUACAAACUCCAAUAGAGCUUGAACCUUCACCUGUUAUGGUAAAUAAAUUAGGAUCAACAGCAUCCCUUAUACCAUUGUGCACGCCUCCUCCUCUUCCUCCCCGACCACCCACCGUUACAUUAGCUCCUGUUUCCUCUACUGUACCCAUAGAUACUAGUACAGGUAUGAUCAGUGUUUCCCUUAGGUCAACCAUGCCUUCCCGUUCACCUCCUCCAGAGCCAUCAGUCUCUCCACAAGUUUCUGCAACAACUGAAGAACCGGUUAAAUCCCAAGAGUCUUACGAAAUUCUUAAUUUACAGCCUGAUAGUUCUACAGCUUCCAGUGUCACCGCAUUGCCAGCAGUUUCUUCAAUUUCUGUAGUAAGGAAAUCUAGCAACAAAAGAGCAUCUUUACAUCUGGCUUUGCCUGACUCAAGGCCUUCAGUAACUCCAGUUACACUAUCAGAUCCUACUCCAGCACCACCGCCGCCACCACCUCCUCCGCCUCCUCCUCCUCUAAAAGCGGCCAGUGUGUUGUUUCCUUUGUCACAAAAUGAACAAGUGACACGCAGGAAAGAAAAGGUUGCACCACCUCCGCCUCCACCUCCGCCACCUCUUCCACCAGCGUCGUUUUCAAAUUCAAUUUCUUCCAUACCAAAGAAAGCUCGGUCUCCACCGCCACCGCCACCACCCCCGCCACCGCCCCCCUCAUUGGUAACCUCAUUUUCUUCUCCACACGCACCACCACCACCACCACCACCACCACCACCACCACCUCCACCUCCUCCACUACCUAAUAGCCACGCAGUUUCAUCAUCUCAACUGCACUUCACAACAUCUAAAUAUGCAGUUCCUAUAACUUCGACCCCCAACUCUUCACAAACCAUUCCAGGGCUGCAAAGAUCACCCAUUCCACCCCCACCACCUCCUCCUCCUCCUCCUCCUCCUCCUCCUCCAUCUCAAAGUAGCUCUUUGGUUUCUUCAUUUCCAUCCACAGUUAAUAGACAUCCCAUGGCAGCCCCUCAUCCUCCACCACCUCCACCACCUCCCCCACCAAUGCGUACCAUGUCAUCUCAUGUUUCUGCGCCACCUGUACCUCCAUUACGCGUGGUAGUUCCUCGUCCUCCCCCACCUCCCCCACCAUUGCGUACCAUGUCAUCUCAAGUAUCAGCACCACCUGUACCCCCAUUACCUCCUCCGAAGCUAAGUGGAAACAAUAUUGCUUCACAAAAGCCAUCAACAACACGACUGCCACCACCUCCACCAGGCCCACCUCCUAAGAAUUUCUCCAACUCUUUGCCAAGCAAGGGAAGUGUUCUCAGUUCUGCCCCUCCACCACCUCCUACAUUAUCAUUUGGUGCAAAGGGCCGCAGCACAGUCCGGUCAAGAAGUCCUAGAAGUUUGCGUGCCAACCAGCCAUCUAAGAGGACACCACUGAAGCCAUUGCACUGGGUAAAAGUAUCAAGGGCAACACAAGGAAGCUUAUGGGCAGAUACACAGAAGUCUGAUGAAGAAUCUAGGACUCCGGAGAUUGAUCUGUCUGAGCUUGAAAGUCUUUUCUCGGUAUCCAUGCCAAGUACGGAGGCAAAGCGGACACGCGAACGUCCUUCCGUUGCAGCAAAACAAGAAAAAGUUCAUUUGAUUGACCUUCAGCGCUCAAAAAAUUGUGAGAUUAUGCUGCGAAACAUCAAGAUUCCACUGCCUGAUCUGAUGGGUUCAGUGCUUACUCUGGACGAUUCCAGCGUUGAUGGUGAUCAAGUAGAUUAUCUGAUAAAGUUCUGUCCAACUAAGGAAGAAAUGGAACUACUCAAAGGAUAUACAGGUAGCAGUGAGAACCUAGGAAAAUGUGAACAGUUCUUCUUGGAAAUGAUGAAAGUGCCAAGGGUGGAGUCUAAACUGAGAAUUUUAUCCUUUAAGAUAAAGUUUCUUACACAGGUUGCAGAUCUGAAAAAUAGCUUGAAUACCAUCAAUGCUGUCGCGGAAGAGGUUAGGAACUCUGUCAAGCUUAAGCGAGUGAUGCAAACAAUUCUUUCUUUGGGGAAUGCAUUAAACCAAGGAACUGCAAGGGGUUCGGCUGUUGGAUUUAGAUUGGAUAGUCUUCUUAAGCUCAUUGAUAUACGGGCACGUAACAACAAGAUGACUCUCAUGCAUUAUUUAUGCAAGGUUCUUUCCGGGAAGCUUCCUGAAGUUCUUGAUUUUGUCAAGGAUCUCGCACAUUUAGAACCUGCCUCAAAGAUCCAAUUAAAAGAGUUGGCAGAAGAAAUGCAAGCAAUAACUAAGGGACUGGAAAAAGUUGAGCAGGAAUUGGCAACGUCUGAAAAAGAUGGUCCAGGGUCUGAAACGUUUUAUAAGAAAUUGAAGGAAUUUCUUGCUGAUGCCCAAGCUGAAGGGAGGUCAUUAGCUUUGCUUUACAGUUCAGCGGGAAAAAGUGCAGAUUCUCUAGCACAUUAUUUUGGUGAAGAUCCUGUACGGUGUCCAUUUGAGCAAGUUGUCUCUACUCUACUCAGCUUCGUGAAAACAUUUGAACGGGCGCAUGCCGAGAACCUCAAGCAGGUGGAGCAGGAGAAGAAGAGAGCCCAGAUGGAGGCUGAAAGAGAAAAGGCGAAGGCAGGAGGUGCGCACAAGAAGGCCGGGUCACCGGAGCCAGGAGUCUCUGACCGAUCGUCGUCGUCGUUCGGCGCCGCCGCGCUCCAACGCCCGCUCGGACACCGCGCCAGGAUGGGCCACACUUCCGCCGCCGCCGCCUCUUCCGUGCCCGCGCUCGGGCUCACCAAGGCCAACGCCGUCGAGCUGCCCCAGGUCACCUUCACCGCCAAGGACACCGACCUCUCCGCCUGGACGGGCGACAUCCUGGCCAUCGCGGUCACGGAGAAGGACCUGACCAAAGGGUCAGACUCCAAGUUCGAGAACGCCGUGCUGAGGAAGCUGGACGAGCAGCUGGGCGGGCUCCUCUCAGACGUCUCGGCCGAGGAGGACUUCACGGGGAAAUCCGGGCAGUCGGUGGUGCUCCGGCUCUCGGGGCAGGGGUUCAAGCGGCUGGGCCUGAUCGGGCUCGGCCAGAGCGCGCCGUCCACCGCCCUGGCCUGCCGCGCCGUCGGCGAGUCCGUCGCUUCGCUUGCCAAGUCCGCUCAGGCUGCCAGCGUUGCUGUUGUGCUUGCUGGGAUCCAGGAGGAGUUCAGGCUGAAUGCUGCCGCGUCUAUCGCUUCCGGAACUGUCCUUGGGUUGCAUGAGGACAGCAGAUUCAAGGCUGAGGCGAAGAAGGUGCAUCUUAAGCAGGUCGAUAUUAUUGGACUGGGUUCCGGCCCGGAGGUGGACCAGAAACUCAAGUAUGCCAAUGAUCUUUGCUCGGGCGUGAUAUUCGGGAAAGAGCUUGUCAACGCGCCUGCAAACGUCCUCACCCCUGCUGUGCUUGCGGAGGAGGCGGCAAAGAUUGCUUCUACAUACAGCGAUGUAUUCACUGCCACCAUACUGGAUGAGGAGAAAUGCCAAGAGCUUAAGAUGGGCUCCUACUUGGGGGUUGCUGCAGCUUCUGCAAAUCCUCCUCGCUUCAUCCACUUGUGCUACAAGCCUGUUGGUGGCAAUGUCAAGAGAAAGCUGGCUAUUGUUGGGAAGGGUCUAACUUUUGACAGUGGCGGCUACAACAUCAAGACUGGACCAGGCUGCAGUAUUGAACUGAUGAAGUUUGACAUGGGAGGCUCCGCUGCAGUAUUUGGUGCGGCGAAAGCUUUGGCCCAAAUCAAGCCUCCUGGAGUAGAGGUUCAUUUUAUUGUUGCUGCCUGUGAAAAUAUGAUUAGUGGGACAGGAAUGAGACCUGGUGACAUUUUGACUGCCUCUAACGGGAAAACAAUCGAGGUAAAUAACACUGAUGCGGAAGGCAGGCUUACACUUGCUGAUGCUUUGGUCUAUGCUUGUAAUCAAGGUGUUGACAAGGUUGUUGAUCUGGCAACACUAACCGGUGCCUGUGUUGUUGCACUUGGGCCUAGCAUUGCUGGAAUCUUCACACCGAGUGAUGAACUAGCCAAGGAAAUCACUGCUGCAUCUGAGAUAUCAGGGGAGAAGUUCUGGAGAUUGCCAAUGGAAGAGAGCUACUGGGAAGGGAUGAAGUCCGGUGUGGCUGACAUGGUCAACACCGGCGGCCGACAGGGUGGUUCUAUCACCGCUGCCCUCUUCCUGAAACAGUUCGUUGACGAGAAGGUUCAGUGGAUGCACAUCGACAUGGCAGGGCCGGUGUGGAGUGACAAGAAGAAGACAGGCACUGGAUUCGGCGUGUCCACCUUGGUGGAGUGGGUUGUCAAGAACUCGUCCUGAAUGAACAUUUCCCCUGAUUUCCAUUGGUGGUGACACCACACAGAGGAGAAGAAAACAGAGCAGUGUUCAUCCAAAAUACCAGGGAAAUGAUUUUAGUGGCUUCUGGCAUGUGAAGUGGAGCGAUAGAAUAAGGAAAGGAUAAUGGU